AUCAAAGUGAACCUUCUUUUCCAAAAUGAAUAACAUUUCGGCCGAAGAGCCACCAGGUAUUCACAACUUUCUCCAAAAGCAAAACCAUUCUGUUCAAUUCCCUUUGGAUGACGACACCAUACUUCAGAACCCAUCGGAAUGUCCAUGGAGCUGGUUCAAUCAAAAAGCGCUGAAAAGCCUACGUUCAGCACUCAAGCUGGGCCAAAUUAUAGCAGCUAUCGUGAUCCUGGUGCUGACACAUAUGCGAAACAGACGAUCCACGGAACCGUUUGAAGCCUUCCCAGAGGUUCCGUAUAUUUUCUUCACAAUCAACGCGAUGGCUGUGACGGUGCUACUGCUUGGCGAUUCGCUACUGACGGCUCGUCCUCUUUGUCGGGCCUUCACUCCCAUGGUCUGGUUCCGGAUGGAGCUCUGGUUCACCGGAUUGGCUGCUAUGGUCUACCACGUGCUGGCAUAUUACGUGCUAAUCAUGAGCUUCCAGUACUACGGUUUGGCUAGCAAUCGCGUUGCUAGCGCGUUCGGCUUCGUAAGUGCUGGAUUGUACCUGGUCGAUUGGAUCUGCAACUACUUUAGCAAGCGGCAUGCAAUCAUCCCGGAAGUUGAUGGUGGAACUGAUCAGAGAAGACAGGUUUAAGUGGAAGAGUUUGCG
This is a messenger RNA of Ochlerotatus camptorhynchus, 649 nucleotides long. RefSeq lists its product as uncharacterized. The transcript has 2 exons. Lineage: Eukaryota; Metazoa; Arthropoda; Insecta; Diptera; Culicidae. The record is from RefSeq and is a predicted model, not a curated record. The coding region runs from base 26 to 634 and encodes 202 amino acids.